AUGGCCAGGGUUGCGGGGACGGUCCUGGAGACAGCAUGCUUCACCUUGGCUCUGCGAAACCCUGACGCAUUGGAUACCAUGAAGAAUGCUGCAGACAGCAUUCUUGAGGCUGACACUGUCUGGAGGAUCGACUGGAAGCCUGAUUUUUCAUCCCAUGUUCUGUUGGCGGCGUGUCGUAUUCAUGAGACAGCGACUGAGCUUCGUGGACAGGAUGGGACGUACUAUGGUCUUUUUACCGAUGCGUCGCUCCGUACUCUGAUGUCCGAUCAGUUGGAAGAUGAAUCGACAUUUUUAGAUCUCCGGGACGCCUUGCCCCGAUAUCCCGGUCAACAGCCCGUCAUGGUUGGAGAUGACAAAAACAGCCAUGUUUGGUUUGGAACCCUCAUUGCAGAUUCCUCAGGCCUCGACCUUCGUCGUCUGGCCGAUGUCAAGCUUCACUGUGUGUCGUCCGCGUUGGAAAUGAGGGAUUAUUUGGUCGACGUUCUCCGAGUCUGCGUUCCCAGAGACGGUAUCCAACUGCUUCUCGGUCUCUCCAAGGAAUCUUUUGUCGAAUACUCCGACGACUUACCUGGUGCCUACCCUGUUCCUUCAUUUACAGCCAGAUAUGUCUCGAAAAAGGGCAUCACAUCACCGUCAUCCUGGACUGUUGUCACUAUAUCAGCCAUACUCUAUACUCUCGGGGGCGAGCAGUGCGCGCCAUUCCCUCACUCCCUCAAGUUUUAUGUAUCAGCAUGCUUUGCUCUGCAGACACAGAUUUACGGCGUCUCUCUAUCCUCCACGAAGACCAAUCUAUCUGGGUUCAGGAAUGGCGCCCGGAUAUGGGAUCCGUGUAAUCUUAGCAGCAUGCAAGACGUAUGGUUUAGUUAUGGGGCAGGGGACAGGAGGUCUUAUGGCCCUAUCACGACUACGCUUCUUGACAUGCUCAACUCGGGUCGGUUGAAGAAAAGAGCCACACACCUUUAUCUUAUCCUAGACCCCGCUCGUAGCUGGGCGGCACAAGGACGCAUAUAG
This is a messenger RNA of Desarmillaria tabescens, 1011 nucleotides long. RefSeq lists its product as uncharacterized. The record is from RefSeq and is a predicted model, not a curated record. Lineage: Eukaryota; Fungi; Basidiomycota; Agaricomycetes; Agaricales; Physalacriaceae. The transcript is spliced from 2 exons. Bases 1 to 1011 code for a protein of 336 amino acids.